UAAGGCGCCAUCUGUUGUCGAAAUAUGGUAAUGAAAAUGAAAUCCGGGAAAAACAAAAAUUGAGAUUCUCCUGUAAGAAUUAUGACCGAAAGUUUAGAAGAUACAACUCUCUCUAUUGUUUUCAACCAGUUGCAGGAUGUUGUGAUUACACAGAAGAAAUUUAUGGACAGCCUUUGUUCCGAGGUGCAGACAAUGAGGAGCUCAUUUAUUGAACAGUCGGAAGUUGAUAGACUUCGACAAGAACUUGAGGAUGAAAGGAGAGAGCAUGAAAAGACGAAGGCCCUGCUAGAAAGCCAUUUGGACAAACUUCAGUAUGCUCUGGGGGAGAUAGAGAUCCUCACCACUCAGCUCACCAGAGAAAAGAAGCUCUUUGAAUCAUCGUUUGGGAGGAUCAGUGAGAGGGUGAAGAAGGAGUCAUCAAAGAGUCAACAGCUGGAAACAAAAUGCACAACUAUCAAAGCAGAGAAGGAGAAGCAAGAGGAGAUACUGGCCUUCAAAGACUCCAAGAUCUCGGAACUCAAGAAACGCCUGGCCAGCCAGAAAGAGAAUCAUCAGCGCCACCUGGAGGAGGUCAAUAUACAGAUGGAGCAGGAGGCUUACAUCAGUCGUAACCUAGCAACCAAGCAGGGCCAGGGGAGGGGUAGAACUCAGAGGAACAGCUCUUUGAGAUGACAUCACAUGAAGGAUCUUCUCAUUUUUACCCCCUAUCUGCUCGCUCAUGAAAGCGUAUGAUGCCUGAAUUUAGUCCAGGGGAAUACAGUGGUCUAACUGG
Messenger RNA from Strongylocentrotus purpuratus (purple sea urchin), 772 nucleotides. Its product is annotated as spermatogenesis-associated protein 24. The record is from RefSeq and is a predicted model, not a curated record. Bases 82 to 672 code for a protein of 196 amino acids. Gene Ontology annotation, cellular component: nucleus; cytoplasm. The transcript is spliced from 5 exons. Gene Ontology annotation, molecular function: DNA binding. Lineage: Eukaryota; Metazoa; Echinodermata; Echinoidea; Camarodonta; Strongylocentrotidae.